AUGAAAAAAUCAAUUUCCGCCAUUUCCACAUUAUCUCCUCAUGUUGCCUCUGCCACUACUCUUAGUCAUAUAAAAUUAAAGUCAUCGAUCCAUCAACGAUUGAUAGAAUCUGGAGAAAAAGAAAGACUCAAAGCACAUUUACGCCAAAAACUGAUCGAAUCUGGCUGGAAAGAUGAUAUCAAAACAUAUUGCAAAGAAUACAUAAAGAAAAAUGGAGAAAACUUGACUAUAGAACAAUUAAUUCAACAUGUAACACCAGAAGCAAAGAAUAAAGUACCAGGACCAGUUAAACAAGAUUUAGUAAAGAGAAUAAGAAAGUUUUUAGUUCCACAAUCAACUCCAACUUCUCCUAUACUACAUCAUUAA
Cavenderia fasciculata is the source of this 366-nucleotide messenger RNA. RefSeq names its product enhance of yellow 2 like protein. The transcript has 2 exons. Gene Ontology annotation, molecular function: chromatin binding; transcription coactivator activity. The coding region runs from base 1 to 366 and encodes 121 amino acids. The record is from RefSeq and is a predicted model, not a curated record. NCBI's taxonomy places the organism in Eukaryota, Evosea, Eumycetozoa, Acytosteliales, Cavenderiaceae. Gene Ontology annotation, biological process: poly(A)+ mRNA export from nucleus; positive regulation of DNA-templated transcription; regulation of transcription by RNA polymerase II. Gene Ontology annotation, cellular component: SAGA complex; nuclear pore; DUBm complex.